Cynocephalus volans (Philippine flying lemur) is the source of this 1260-nucleotide messenger RNA. It is a transcript of the gene ANKRD61, whose product is annotated as ankyrin repeat domain 61. Gene Ontology annotation, biological process: regulation of intracellular signal transduction; regulation of protein kinase activity. Gene Ontology annotation, cellular component: nucleus; cytoplasm. The record is from RefSeq and is a predicted model, not a curated record. The coding region runs from base 1 to 1260 and encodes 419 amino acids. NCBI's taxonomy places the organism in Eukaryota, Metazoa, Chordata, Mammalia, Dermoptera, Cynocephalidae. Gene Ontology annotation, molecular function: protein binding; protein kinase regulator activity. The transcript has 3 exons.
AUGGGAAAUAUAACCAAGAGAGGAAGCAGAGACUUGGCCAUUGACAGUGCCAAGUCACUGGAAAACAACCCAUCUGUAGCAUUUCACAUUGAACUCUUUGAAGCCAUAAUGAGAGAAGACUGCACCACGAUCAAGGGACUCCUAAGAAAUCACCCCAUCAACCAACCCAUGACCAUUAUGGCCAGCUCCACCAGCCACAGAUUACUUGUAAAUCAGCAGACAGAGUGUAUCAUCCCCAUUCAUCUGGCUGCCAAAAACCAAAAGCCACAAAGCUUGCUUUGUCUGUUAGAACAUGGUGCUGACCCAGAAAUAAGGGAUACAAGAGGCCUCACUACACUGCACCUGAUGCUACUAUACUGGCCAAUCACUUCUACCGGGUGGACAAACCCAAGCAACAGACUGCAAAGGAUCCUGACAGACAUUCAGAAUAAAGCUGUAUUGUGUCUCCGCAUUUUGUGUGAACAUGGAGCUCAAGUAAAUGCUCGCGUGGACAACAGCUACAAACAUUCACCCCUCCACCUAGCCAUAACAUAUGGGACCUAUCCAGUUCUCUCCAUUUUGGCCCAAAAUGGUGCCCAUGUCAAUGCUAUUAAUGAAUCCAGGAUGACACCCCUUCACAUGGCUGCAGACAUACUGAAUAAGGAGAUGAUGGAAACACUCAUUGCUUGUGGAGCCAGUGUUAACUUUGCUGUCUCCUCCACGGGCAACACGGCCCUGAAGCUGGCAGUGUGCACCGCCUCAGGCAAAGCAGGCCGGCUGUUGGCAGCAGGGAUGAGCUGCAUCCAUUUGCUGCUAAUUCACGGAGCCAAUGUCAAUGCCCAGGACCACGAAGGUCAAACAGCUAUCCAUGAGGCAUGUUUUGGAGGCAGAGAGGCAAUAAUCAAUCUCCUGCUUGAAUUUGAAGCUAAUGUUAAUAUUUUAACAAGAAAUGGGGAAUCACCAAUUUAUAUGUACCUUCAGCACAGUUCCAAUAUAAGAAAUACGGCACUUCUUGCCAGGCUACUUUAUCACACUUAUCCUUUGAGACUGACUAAUGACAAAGGAAUUCUACCUGCAGGAAUCAUGCUACCAGAAUUCCAUCUCUUAAGAGAAACCCUAAUAAAGUUAUCUCAAAAAUCUUUAUCCCUAGAGGAUAUCUGUAAAAGAAACAUCAGAAAUAUUUAUGGUGUGAAAUACAAGCAACACUUGAAGCAACUUCUCCCAGUGAAGAUAUGGAAUUCUAUAUACUGUUGUAAUGACUUAGCUUAUCUCUUGAAAUAA